AUGACUUUUGUCGACUUCAAAAAGGCGAUUGGCAGUGUGAAUAGAGAUGCUAUCUGGAAGUUAAUGAGCCACUAUGGAAUACCCAAAACAUUUAUAUCUAUCACACAGAAACUAUAUGAAGACUCCACCAGUCAGGUAAUACACAAAGGAAAGCUAACAAAACCAAUCACGGUGACGACGGGAGUAAGACAGGGAUGUAUGCUAUCACCAAUGAUAUUCUUGAUGGUAAUCGACUUGAUCAUGCUGAGGGCCACAAAAAACGACACAGGAAUCCAGUGGAGUUUCACAAAAAGGCUGGAGGAUCUUGAUUUUGCCGAUGACAUCUGCCUACUAUCUCAUAAGCAUCAACACACGCAAGCCAAACUAAAUCGGCUGUCUGAAGAAGACUCCAAAAUUGGACUAAAAAUCAAUAAAUACAAAACAGAGGUCAGAAUCAAUAACAGUCAGGACCUGCCCAUAUAG
Physella acuta is the source of this 462-nucleotide messenger RNA. RefSeq lists its product as uncharacterized. Lineage: Eukaryota; Metazoa; Mollusca; Gastropoda; Physidae. The record is from RefSeq and is a predicted model, not a curated record.